CAGUGACUUGGUUUAUAGAGGGAGCAAAAAGAGGAAAAUCUGCUCUGCAACACAAGACGGACAAAAAAACAAGAAGGAAACUGACAGGAUUCGAAACACUGAUCAGACCUGAGGUGGAGCUCAGCUUGACCCUCUCGUGCAGCGCAAACCAGCCGGCUUGUUCCUUUUAGUUUUCAAGUGAAAAUGCUGUGGAGAUUGAGUCUUGUGGUGGCUGUGGUGUGCGUCGCUGGCAUAUGCGACUGUGUGAGGGCUGACGUGAUGAGCAGACUGAUCAUACCGAGGGACUACGGGGUGAAACUGUGUGGGAGAGAGUUCAUCAGAGCAGUCAUUUUCACCUGCGGAGGCUCCCGGUGGAGACGCUCCACAGAGGAGGACUUAGAUUCUUUACAGUGGGGUUCUUAUAGUGACAUUUCAGCGGAGGACAACCAACAUACCUUCAAAUCCGGUGCAGAGCUCAUGGCAGCUAACCACUCUCCGCUCCACAUCGGCUCCUCUUACUCCCUGGCAGACCUUAUAGCUCUAUUUGGGAUCAGAGAAGACAAGCUGUCGCUGAGUGACUUAAAGGAGAGAUCUCAGCCAUCCACAGUUUUAGGCAGGCAAGACAGGUAUCCAGCUGCAGCCAUACCGAGCAAGAAGAAGAGGAACUUUUCUUUGGGUGUAGCGGGGAAGUGCUGUAGCCAGGGCUGUACCAAGAAUGAUAUCGGACGCUUGUGCUGAGACGAUGAGGAGAGGGGAGGGAGGGACGGGGUGAUGGCAGAGGGGUUGACUUGAAAAUGUUGUGAUGGACGGGUUAGAAAGAUGAAUGAGGUUCACAUCUGCUGUUAAAUAGGCUAUAGUUAGCCUCAUAUUUUAUUAUAUGGUUGAAAUAUUUUAUUUAUUCUCCUCAACUGUAUUUUGUUCAAAUAAAGAUCAUGUUCUGUAUG
This is a messenger RNA of Plectropomus leopardus (leopard coralgrouper), 923 nucleotides long. RefSeq names its product relaxin 1 (gene rln1). Gene Ontology annotation, cellular component: extracellular region. Gene Ontology annotation, molecular function: G protein-coupled receptor binding; hormone activity. The record is from RefSeq and is a predicted model, not a curated record. Lineage: Eukaryota; Metazoa; Chordata; Actinopteri; Perciformes; Serranidae.